GGGCGGUCGGAGGAUGCAGAGGGGCCGGAGCCAGGCGGGCCUGAGGCCGAGGCGCUCGCUGUCCCCCGCUCCUACCCAGUGAGCCACACAAGCUGCCUGACGCGCUGACCCUAGGCUCCUCACUCCCGGGGCCCCCGCAGUGCUGUCCCCCCAUCUGAGGCCGUGUCUCUCUCCGUGGCUCUGCGUGUGACCUCUACUGCCUCCUCCCCGAACCCGAACCUCCGUCGCUGGCUAUGGAGGUGGCGCCCGAGCAGCCGCGCUGGAUGGCUCACCCCGCAGUGCUGAAUGCGCAGCACCCCGACUCGCACCACCCGGGCUUGGCACACAACUACAUGGAGCCUGCGCAGCUGCUGCCUCCCGACGAAGUGGACGUCUUUUUCAACCACCUCGAUUCGCAGGGCAACCCCUACUACGCCAACCCGGCCCACGCACGGGCGCGCGUCUCCUACAGCCCUGCUCACGCCCGCCUGACCGGCGGCCAGAUGUGCCGUCCACACUUGUUGCAUAGCCCGGGGUUGCCCUGGCUGGACGGGGGUAAAGCAGCCCUCUCCGCGGCUGCAGCACACCACCACAACCCCUGGACCGUGAGCCCCUUCUCCAAGACACCGCUGCACCCCUCAGCUGCUGGAGGCCCUGGAGGCCACCUCUCCGUGUACCCAGGGGCGGGGAGUGGGAGCGGGGGAAGCAGUGGGGGCUCUGUCGCCUCCCUUACCCCCACUGCAGCCCACUCUGGCUCCCACCUAUUUGGCUUCCCACCUACACCGCCCAAGGAAGUGUCUCCUGACCCCAGCACCACCGGGGCUGCCUCCCCAGCCUCCUCUUCCGCAGGGGGUAGUGCAGCCCGGGGGGAGGACAAGGAUGGUGUCAAGUACCAAGUUUCACUGGCGGAGAGCAUGAAGAUAGAAAGUGGCAGUCCCCUGCGCCCAGGCCUGGCUGCUGUGGGUACCCAGCCUGCCACACACCACCCCAUUCCCACCUACCCCUCGUAUGUGCCGGCUGCCACCCAUGACUACAGCAGCGGACUUUUCCAUCCUGGAGGCUUCCUAGGUGGCCCUGCCUCCAGCUUCACCCCUAAGCAGCGCAGCAAAGCACGCUCCUGCUCAGAAGGCCGGGAGUGUGUUAACUGUGGGGCCACAGCCACUCCUCUCUGGCGACGAGAUGGCACCGGCCACUACCUGUGCAAUGCCUGCGGGCUCUACCACAAGAUGAAUGGGCAGAACCGACCGCUUAUCAAGCCCAAACGGAGACUGUCAGCUGCCAGGAGAGCGGGCACCUGUUGUGCAAAUUGUCAGACAACCACCACCACCUUAUGGCGCAGAAACGCCAAUGGGGACCCUGUCUGCAAUGCCUGUGGCCUCUACUACAAGCUGCACAAUGUGAAUAGGCCACUGACCAUGAAGAAGGAAGGGAUCCAGACUCGAAACCGGAAGAUGUCCAACAAGUCCAAGAAGACUAAGAAGGGGGCAGAGUGCUUUGAGGAGCUGUCCAAGUGUAUGCAGGAGAAGGCGUCCCCCUUUAGUGCCGCUGCCCUGGCUGGACAUAUGGCACCUGUGGGCCACCUCCCACCCUUCAGCCACUCUGGACACAUCUUGCCUACCCCAACUCCCAUCCAUCCCUCCUCCAGCCUCUCUUUUGGGCACCCCCACCCAUCCAGCAUGGUGACCGCCAUGGGCUAAGGACAGCCCUCCAUGAAUGGACAGAGGGAUGCAGAGGACGGUGGCCUGCAACUCAAGGCUGGGUGCUCCCAGGAUGGGUGGACCAAAACCUGACCUAUCAAUCCUUUCCCAAAGACUGAUGCCUCUCUUGUCAGCCCAGACUGAGCUUGUUGCCUCACCUGUGGGUGCUCUGCUCAGCAGUCACCAGUCACUAAGAAGAUUCUCACUGGGGCUGAGAAGUCAACUCAGCCGAGCUGCUACCCAGGUGGGGUUUCCAUCAUGGUCAAUUGGAGAGCAGAAAGGACAUCUUUACUAAGAAAGAAGGAGGGGGUAGGAAACAAACAAAGGAAAUCAGUUCUAGAAGGAAAAGAGAG
Molecule: messenger RNA, 2029 nt
Organism: Pteronotus mesoamericanus
Lineage: Eukaryota; Metazoa; Chordata; Mammalia; Chiroptera; Mormoopidae
Gene: GATA2
Product: GATA binding protein 2
Exons: 6
Coding region: 234-1676 (480 amino acids)
Biological process (GO): positive regulation of miRNA transcription; negative regulation of transcription by RNA polymerase II; cell fate commitment
Cellular component (GO): nucleus
Molecular function (GO): RNA polymerase II cis-regulatory region sequence-specific DNA binding; zinc ion binding; DNA-binding transcription factor activity, RNA polymerase II-specific
Source: RefSeq, a predicted model, not a curated record